GAAGGCUACACCACUUUAAAUUUGCAACCUUCAACUUCAGUUAUUACACAUAGAUAUUCAAGUAACAACAAAUGUUCUGCAUUUAAUACUCCAGCCAGUUUUGUUACAGUACACAGUAGUGGAAGACUGAAAAUAGAUCCUCAACCUCCUCUUGCCCUGGUUAAACAAACCCAGGUCCUUCAGCCUCUCUCUCCAGGCCCCAGCCACCUUAGUGACCCUCUGCUGGACUCUCUCAAGUUAGCUGACAUCUCUCUUCAACUGGGAUGCCCAGCAUUGGACCUGGAGUCUCUGCCUCAGCUUCCAUAUGGCGACCAGUGGCCUUCAUUUUCCUUGCUUUGUGUCUGGUGCUGCUAAUGGGACUAGUAACCCUGCUGGCCUUGUUUUUUCAGGUUUCCAAGGAUUCUGAGGAAGGAAAGAAGCUACAAGAAAUGAGGAAAAUGUUGUGUUUUGAAGGGAAGGAAAGCAAUAAGACUAAUGAAACAAAAUGUGCUCUCUGUCCAGCAAACUGGCAAAACAGUGGAGCUGACAACUGUUUCUACAUUUCAAAACAGAAGAAAACAUGGGAGCAAAGCCAGGAGUUCUGUUCCUUGAGAAAUUCCACUCUGCUUGUGCUAAAAGACAGAACAAAGAUGCUACAGGUCUCUCUGCCACGGGAUCCGCAGUUUUACUGGAUUGGAUUAUCAUAUAUCUCUGAAAGGAAUGGCUGGUACUGGGAGGAUGGGACAGCUCUUGUGAGAGAAGUCACAACUUGGGUUGUGUUAUAUGAACACAUCUUCUGUGCUUCCUUAUAUGGACAGAUAAUUUACACCAGUAACUCCUGUUCAAUGAAGCAAUUCUGGAUCUGUGAGAAAGCGACUGUUCAUUUCACCUGAAGAAGUAUUUCAAGAAAGGACACAGACUCUGUCAGUGUUCACAAUAAGAAACACAAGCCUAAGAAGCAGCUUGGAAGAAUUAGCUACAGUGAAGCAACAAUUCUCGAGUGACUCUCUGGGGAGACAACUAUAGUCUCACAGAUCUCUAGGAAGAUAAUUCUUGAGCUUCAGUGAGAAUUUCUCCUUUUCUCAGUGUUUUACAUUAACACCCGCCACAGUCAGAAACCAGUCCCACUUCAUCCUUUACGAUUUUACUCACCAGAUUACUCACUGCACAUACUAAAUACAGUCCACCUCUUUUAGGCCAGUUUGCCUAGUCAUGUCCUCUUUCCUAAAUAAUUCUUCCGGCUAUCCCCCUGUUCUAGGUAUGGGCAUACAGAAAGAACACAAGAACUUAUAGAAACAAAAGAACAUUUGUCAGAAGAGUACAGAGAAACCCUGGAAGGUAUCUGUGUGAAAAGUAGAGUUGAAUGUCAUGGCUGGAUUAAAAUAUUACCUGAUUAACUCCAGUACUAUCAUAACUUCCAUUGCUACACAAAGCAAAGUGAGGAUAGCAAUAAUGUGCUAAAUUCAGAGCUCCACUCAGCAAUUGCUCAAGCUAACACAGAAUCUAUUACCAUAUCUUACUUAUGUUCCUGGGUUGUAUUGACGUUGUCUGGGAUCUCUGGAGUCCAAGGUACAUAUGGUGCUGCAUGUGCAAAUAAUGUAGAUGUCAUUAAAAAACAAAAAGAAAAGAAAGAAACUUCCUAGAACAAAAUCAUACCUCCAGAUUUUUGGGUGGAGUUUCAUUGCAUGGAUUCUUUGCAAUUUUGUAUGUGGCAAUAGACACCCAUUUUGUGAUGUGCAUGCAUACUGUCCUUGUAGAUAUGUUCCUUGUAUUUAUGUGUAUAAGCCUUGAUGCUUGAAAACAUGUCUUUCCUUAAAAUAAAUUAAAAAUAAUACUCUGUA
Molecule: messenger RNA, 1820 nt
Organism: Dromaius novaehollandiae (emu)
Lineage: Eukaryota; Metazoa; Chordata; Aves; Casuariiformes; Dromaiidae
Product: natural killer cells antigen CD94-like
Exons: 8
Coding region: 264-872 (202 amino acids)
Biological process (GO): regulation of natural killer cell mediated cytotoxicity
Cellular component (GO): cell surface; plasma membrane
Molecular function (GO): signaling receptor activity
Source: RefSeq, a predicted model, not a curated record